CUAGAGGUAUCUCACUAGUCCAUCCACCUGUUGCUGGCUAACUUCCACCAACUUCGUCGGGUUCCCCUCUCGCCUAUUUGUUCCUGCUACUGCUUGCCAGUCACUCAGCAGCGAUCUGAGAGGAGGGGUCAAACAUCCGCGGCGAAUGGGAGAACUAGUGCUCAGUUACUGCACAAUUACGGGCGAACCGGGUGGUGAAUGAGGGCCGAUGGAGGCUACCAGAGUACAUUGUUUAAGGUCGCUAUCAAAACAAUGUCCCCAAUUUGGCCGUUCUACUCAAGAAUCUCGCCGGCUUCUAUCCUUUCUCCACGGCCAUGAGUCUAGCAAACCGUUGGCCCGGUCGACACAGUCCUCGACUCCAAAUCGUCAUCCAAAUAAUCCCGACAACAGAUUGAGUGCCUCUAGCAAGGACACCGACAAACACUUGAGCUCUAUCCUAGACCACCCGCUUUUCCGAAUAGUCCCUGCUAAGCCAUUACCUCAGAGAGAUCAUAAUGGUAAUCAGGCUCAAAAUGUACCCAAUGCUGGAAAGAAAUUAGCGAAGGAUCCUUUACAACUGCUGGACGAAUUAAUAGCAUCCGGACGAGCUGAUCAUAAUACCCUUUACCGUUGUCUACGAGAGUAUGGGCCCCCUUCGAUCCCUUCGAAACUACCUAAUGUCGAAGCUUCUAGCGUGGGAUCGAGAAUCGUUGCAUGGUACUCCGCCGCGGAUUUUGAAUCAAGAAUGCUUUUUUUCGGUAGCCGCCCUACUAUGGGCAUAGCCAUGCCAUAUAUGGUCGUUGAUCGACUUCAAAACACGGUUAUCAAAUGGGUGAAGAUGGUGUAUACGGCGCCUUCGAGUGACGGCCUUGCGAAUUCCCUCCUACCCACACAACGCCUCUGCCUAAUAAACCUUUUACGUGAGUUUGUCACCGCUGAGAUAAAGUAUGGCCAUGGCAUUCAGUCCGCUUUGAGGUACUAUAUCCGUGUCUGCGAAAUAUUACCUCCAGGUGAUAAAUUCAGUGGUUCGAAACAAUGA
Histoplasma capsulatum G186AR is the source of this 1018-nucleotide messenger RNA. RefSeq lists its product as uncharacterized. Lineage: Eukaryota; Fungi; Ascomycota; Eurotiomycetes; Onygenales; Ajellomycetaceae. The transcript has a single exon. The coding region runs from base 209 to 1018 and encodes 269 amino acids. The record is from RefSeq and is a predicted model, not a curated record.